AUGUCGCAGGACGCUGCAGACUUUCUGCAGUCUCUGGAGAAGGUGUUGGAGCAGUUUGCACGAGCCAUGCUCCACAUCAGCCGCGGUUAUGCCCUGCCGGAGGACGACUUUCAGAUCUUGUCAGUCAGCCAUGGUCCCGCGUCUACCGCGAGGGACCCUUGGAAAACACAGACUGGCCCGGCGGCAGAGGCUGUGGUUUCAAGGGCGCCAAGGUGGAACAGUGAAGUCCCGGCGCCAGCCUCCUGGUUUCCUGAACAGGGGCUCAGCGACACAACAGUAUGGGUCUACAUCAGCACUCCACUGGGACCAGGACUUGCACAGAUCACCCGGCAGGCUGCUGCUCGCAGCAUGAAGGAGGAAGGAGGGAAGCUGUGUGUCAGUGUGGCGUUGUGUCAGCACUACCUUCCCAGCACGCGCAGCCACACCGUGCACAGGAGCUGCUCCAACGCUGAGCUGGCAGAUGGCGCCAGGAGCCCUGCUGACAGCGUGUCCAGUGCUGCAGGCAGUGGCCCUUCAGGGCUGGGCAGGAAAAGCGAGCUGGCAAAGACCGUGCACCUGCACUGCCAGGUGGCGACAUCAGACAGCGCGCCAGCAGCAGACAGCGCAGGCAAGGAUUCCGGACAGGGCAGCUCUACGGAGGGAGAGCUUCUAGGCAGCGCAAGUCCUACGGCCUCAUCUCAGGAGGCCCUCCCAGAAAGGAAAGGAAGUGGCGCUGCGGAAGGGAUGUCUCUGAGCGAGGCUGUGGCAGGCUUGGAAUUGCUACUUAUCCUCAGCCUGGUAGCUGCAGCGGUUGCUCACAGAAAAGGGUGGCUGCAAGAGAGCCUGCCUCCAGCCUUCAGGACAGCAGCGGAUGUUGUCAUGCUGAAUGGAGAGGGAGCAAAGAAGCACAUGCUGCUCAUCAAGCUGCUGAAGGCAGAGGUUGUGGACCGUCAGCGGGCAGGCAGAGCCCAGAGCCUGAGCAUUCUCCAGCGGAGGACCAGCAUGGCCCUGCCUGACAGCAGUGUGAACAUCGAGUCUGACACAGGCUCCCUUGACAGCCCCACGGGCUUUGGGAAGGAUGUGGUCAACCGCUUCAUGAUUGGGUAUGGGAAUGACAAGGCAGCCGCCCGCCGCGCCAUGCAGCGUACUUAUGACUGGCGGAAAGCCACAGGCACCUUCAACAUCCUGGACCAGGCACAGCCCCACUUUGAGACAUUCAAGGCGGGCAUGAUGCGGGAAGGCUGGCAGAAGUUCAAGGUGACUGGGCUGAAUGACAGGGAUGUUGCCCGACACAUCGCCUUCUGCCAUGACUUCCUCUACAAGGUACUGGACACAGAGCCCAUGCCCGAGGGAGGCCGCACCAUCUGGAUCAACGACCUCAAAGGUGUGGGCAUCCGGGACAUCGGCAGCAAGGCCAUGGACUUCGGCCUGCAGAUGAUGGGCCUGCUGGAGAAGCACUACCCGGAGCGCAUGGGCAAGGCUCUGGUGGUGAAUGCGCCGUCCUUCUUCAAUGUCCUCUGGCGCAUCGUCCAUCCCCUCAUCCCCGCCUCCACCAAGAAGCGCCUCGUGGUGCUGCGAUCCAAGGAGGAUGUGCACAAGGCGCUGCUGGAGUACAUGGACGACAAGGACAUCCCCAGUGAGUAUGGCGGCAAGAGCGAGAAACAGUUGUAUGAGACUGAGCCUGAGAGAGCGCUCAAGAGACGUGUGGAGGAAGUGAAAGGGAGCAACAUGAGCCCGAUGAGGAGCUGGCGCCUGAGUUCAGACGAUUUAGACCAGUGA
This is a messenger RNA of Coccomyxa subellipsoidea C-169, 1758 nucleotides long. RefSeq lists its product as hypothetical. The transcript is spliced from 13 exons. The record is from RefSeq and is a predicted model, not a curated record. The coding region runs from base 1 to 1758 and encodes 585 amino acids. NCBI's taxonomy places the organism in Eukaryota, Viridiplantae, Chlorophyta, Trebouxiophyceae, Coccomyxaceae.